This is a messenger RNA of Sardina pilchardus (European sardine), 2012 nucleotides long. It is a transcript of the gene dbr1, whose product is annotated as debranching RNA lariats 1. NCBI's taxonomy places the organism in Eukaryota, Metazoa, Chordata, Actinopteri, Clupeiformes, Clupeidae. Gene Ontology annotation, molecular function: RNA lariat debranching enzyme activity. The record is from RefSeq and is a predicted model, not a curated record. The transcript is spliced from 9 exons. Gene Ontology annotation, cellular component: nucleus. The coding region runs from base 135 to 1826 and encodes 563 amino acids. Gene Ontology annotation, biological process: mRNA splicing, via spliceosome.
UAAUAAUACUUUGUAGAAAGUCGUAUUCAACGUAACUGGCAAAUGACUUUACUGAAAUGUGGACUGAGCACUGGGCAGAUGCGAAGACGAGUUGUGUUGUGUGUGCUGAUGCUUGAACCACCGCCGCCUCAAACAUGAAGAUUGCUGUGGAGGGUUGCUGUCAUGGUGAGCUGGACAAAAUCUACGAAACCAUUCGUUAUCUAGAAGAUAAAGAGGACCUCAAGGUGGACCUGCUACUUUGCUGUGGGGAUUUCCAGGCAGUACGCAAUGAGGGAGACAUGAAGUGCAUGGCCGUUCCAACUAAGUAUCGGCAAAUGCAAACUUUCUACAAAUAUUAUUCAGGUGAAAAGAAAGCCCCUAUCCUAACCAUCUUUAUUGGUGGAAACCAUGAAGCUUCCAAUCAUCUUCAAGAGCUUCCGUACGGAGGCUGGGUAGCUCCUAAUAUCUACUAUAUGGGCUAUGCAGGUGUUGUGCGUUACAAAGGUAUCCGUAUUGGUGGACUGUCAGGAAUCUUCAAAUCCCAUGAUUAUAGCAAAGGGCACUAUGAGUUUCCACCUUACAGUCCAGAGACACUGCGUAGCGUUUACCAUGUCAGAAGCAUUGAUGUCUUCAAACUCAAACAGAUCCAGAUGCCAAUGGACGUAUUUAUGACUCAUGACUGGCCCCAAGGCAUCUAUCAUUAUGGCUGCAUGCAAGAACUGAUCAGGAAGAAGAAAUUCCUUCAACAAGAGGUUGAAUCCAGUACCCUGGGUAGUCCUGCUGCAGCUGAGAUUCUGGCUCACUUGAAACCAUCCUACUGGUUCUCCGCACACCUACAUGUCAAGUUUGCUGCUCAUGUGGAGCAUGAGGCUCAGGGUCACAAUACUCCUCGUACUACAAAAUUCCUGUCCCUGGAUAAGUGCCUUCCUCACAGGGACUUUCUACAGGUUCUUGAAUUGGCAGAGCGACCAGGAUCUUCUGAGCAACUGGAGUAUGAUCCAGAAUGGCUGGCUAUCCUUAAAGCUACUGAUGGCUUACAAAAAGUUUCCCCCAGUACCUGGUUGCCUCCUGAGGACAACGGGCUGCAUGCAAAGUGGGACUUCACUGUUGCUGAAGCUGAUAUGAUGGAAGUUGUGAGUGACCUGGGGGGUGACCUCUGCGUCUCUGAGAAUUUCUCUCUUACUGUCCCUUCAUACGACCCCAUCCACCCUCAGCCCUAUACUCAACCAUCUUAUCAAAUCAACCCACAGACUACAGAAAUGUGUGCUACCCUUGGACUGACUGACAUAUAUGCUCAAGCUGGGCAGACUAGUCAGUUGAGACAAAGAGCAAGGAGAGAGGAUGAGGACAACCUGGGCAGUUUUGAGGAAUUUCCUUCCAACCCUGCCGACACAUCAGAGCUGUCAGGCUCCUAUAACCCAGAUGAAAUUUCCAUUGAGGAUGAAUGGGACGAGGAUAAAGGAGAGGAAGAUGGAAUAGCAGGGGAAAAGGUAACGGAUGGCGCCGCUUUGGAGAGGGCAGUUGGUGUUGAGGAGAUUGACCGUGAAUACAGUUCUCUGCCCUCUGGGUCACUAAUCCUCCCAGACCCUCUUUCCACCAAGGCUGAAGUAGUCAUCCAGUCCCCAGGCUCCCUCUCAUUGCAGCUUCCUCUGCCCACCCAGUCCACUUGUAAUUCCCAGAACCUGCCUCCCACAGACUUGCAAGGAGAGUGGGAUACACAGCCACCCAAAGUGCACAAACGUUGCAGUGAUGAAAAGGAUGUAGGUAAGGAUGGAACUAUUAAGAUUAAGAGGAGAAACCAGACAAUCUAUUUAGCCAAGGAUGACCAUGAAGAUGAAGAGAACUGAGUGUCCAUCCUUAAAUUGUUGUAUGGUUGGUUUAAUUCAUGUGCGAUUCUUUUUCAAAAUACUGAAUUGUCUGUAUUGUGUACAUUCAUCUUAUGUUGUAUUUUCACAAUUUUCCCAAGAUGCAAGUUAAUACUUACACAGAAUGGCUUGUUUUGUAAUCAUAAAACAUAAAAUUCUAAAACAGAA